AACAGCGUCGUCGUUCUUGAACCUGAAUAUUCAAACGGCCGCGUAUUACAUGGUCUGAAAUCAAUCUUUCAACACACUUUGAUAAAGGAGAGUACGAGGACACUUGCUCUAAAAUGAGUUCUUCAUCUGCUGGAUCAAAUGGCAAUCAAUCCAUGAGGAAUCAUCCUUCUGUAUUCAGUGAUGAAAGUGUGACCUCUGACCUCAGUAUCAGCAAGAGCCAGACACCAAGAUCAGAGUCUCCAGAACCCAGCGGUGUGUCUGUGAAGAGUAGCAGAUCCAUGGAUGCACCUGUUGUAUUCAGUGAUGGAAAAGUGAUCUCUGAUCCUCUUAUCAGCAAGAGCAAGAGACCAAGAUCAGAGUCUCCAGAACCCAGCGGUGUGUCUGUGAAGAGUAGCAGAUCCAUGGACGCACCUGUUGUAUUCAGCGAUGGAAAAGAGAUCUCUGAUCCUCUGCAGGACAUAACUGAAACAGCCCUACAGACACACACACUGGAGACUGUAGACCUGCAGAGAGUCAAAGACCAGCUCAAAACCAGCAUGAAGAACAAGUAUGAGAGAUUAUUUGAGGGAAUCAAACUCCAAGAGAAUGAAACCCUCCUGAACAGGAUCUACACACAGCUCUACAUCAUAGAGGGAGAGAGAGAAGGAGUGAAUGAAGAACAUGAGGUUUUACAGAUGGAGAAAACAGCCAGAACACAACACUCACAAGACACUCCAAUCUACUGCAAUGACAUCUUUAAAGCUUCACCUGAACCAGGAUGUAAUGUGAUGUUCUAUGAGGAGGACCUGAUUGAGAGCAGCAUAGACGUCAGAGACGCCUCAGUGUAUUCUGGGAUUUGCUCUGAGAUCUUUAAGGAGGAAUAUCCUCAGAAGGAGGAAUAUUUCAGGAAGAGAAUCAGUGAGCAGCAUCAAGCCAGCAGAAUCAUCUCACACAUCAGAAGAGCAAGAAGCCUCCACAUCAUGUGCCACAUCCCCGUCUUCUGCUGGAUCUCAUCCACUGUGCUUCAGAAGCUCCUGGAAGAAGAUCUGAGUGCAGAAAUCCCUCAAACUCUGACUGAAAUGUACAUCCACUUCCUGCUGAUUCAGAUCAACAUGAGGAACCAGAAGUAUGAAGACAGAGAUCCAGAGAAACUCCUGCAGUCAAACAGAGAAGUGAUUGUGAAACUUGCUGAAGUGGCUUUCAAACAGCUGAUGAAGGGCAAUGUGAUGUUCUAUGAGGAGGACCUGAUUGAGAGCAGCAUAGACGUCAGAGACGCCUCAGUGUAUUCUGGGAUUUGCUCUGAGAUCUUUAAGGAGGAAUAUGUGAUUCAUCAGAGGAAAGUCUACAGCUUCAUUCAUCUGAGUGUUCAGGAGUUUCUCGCUGCUUUCUAUGUGUUUUACUACCACAUAAGCAGCACUACAGAAGCAUGCUUAGAUUCACUACAUAAUCUGCAUAAAAGAGCAGUAGAUAAAGCCCUUGAGAGUAAGAAUGGACAGCUGGAUCUGUUCCUGCGGUUUCUGCUGGGCGUCUCGCUGGAGUCCAAUCAGAGACUCUUACAGGAUCUACUGACACACACAGAGAACAGCUCAGAGAGCAUCAGGAAAACCACACAGUACAUUAAAGAGAAGAUCAAAGAUGGACAUGGACUCUCCACUGAAAGAUCCAUCAAUCUGUUCCUCUGUCUGCUGGAAGUGAAAGAUCAGACUCUGUCCAGAGAGAUUCAGGAGUUUGUGAAAUCAGACAAACACUCAGAGAAGAAACUCUCUCCUGCUCACUGCUCAACAAUCUCCUACAUGCUUCAGAUGUCGGAGGAGCCGCUGGAUGAGCUGGACCUCAAGAAAUACAACACAUCAGAUGAGGGGAGAAGACGACUGAUACCAGCUGUGAUCAACUGCACAAAAGCCCUUUUUGCUGGCUGUAAUAUCACUGCUCAGUGUUGUAAGAGUUUGUCAUCAGCUCUACAAUCCUCAAACUGUGUCCUGAGAGAGCUGGAUCUGAGUAACAAUGACCAUUUGUCCAUGUCUAAUAUCUUGUAA
Messenger RNA from Sinocyclocheilus grahami, 2015 nucleotides. Its product is annotated as protein NLRC3-like. The transcript has 9 exons. Lineage: Eukaryota; Metazoa; Chordata; Actinopteri; Cypriniformes; Cyprinidae. The record is from RefSeq and is a predicted model, not a curated record. Bases 114 to 2015 code for a protein of 633 amino acids.